Portunus trituberculatus (swimming crab) is the source of this 1952-nucleotide messenger RNA. Its product is annotated as neprilysin-11-like. Gene Ontology annotation, biological process: protein processing. The transcript is spliced from 2 exons. NCBI's taxonomy places the organism in Eukaryota, Metazoa, Arthropoda, Malacostraca, Decapoda, Portunidae. Gene Ontology annotation, cellular component: plasma membrane. Gene Ontology annotation, molecular function: metalloendopeptidase activity. Bases 379 to 657 code for a protein of 92 amino acids. The record is from RefSeq and is a predicted model, not a curated record.
UUAUACCCAUAAUAAACCAUAAAGUAGCAAAAAAACUACAACAAACCUAUAUUCGUUGUCCACCACAACAAAAACCAAAACUAUUGUCCACUAUGACAAAACAAUAACCACUGUCCAAUUCCUGUUCAGGUGAUAGGACACGAGAUCACACACGGCUUCGAUGAUCAAGGAAGACAGAACGAUAAGGAUGGUAACGCGCUGCCCUGGUGGACAAAUGAGACACUACAAGCCUUCCAGAGCCGCGCCCAGUGCAUCGUGGACCAGUACGGCUCUAUCCGCCUUCCAGAGCUGGACGAGCACCUGCCCAACGCCACACUCAACGGCAUCAACACACAGGGUGAGAACAUCGCGGACAACGGUGGUCUUCGCGAGGCCCUUAUGGCUUACCAGUUAUACGUGGAGCGCUAUGGGGAGGAGCCGAGACUACCUGGCCUGACGGAGUACUCACCCAUGCAACUGUUCUUCCUCAACAACGCUAACAUCUGGUGCACGUCCAUUACCACGGAGGGCCUUCUCAACCAAGUCCUCACAGACCCUCACUCUCCAGGAAGGUUCAGAGUGCUGGUGCCGAUGCUCAACAUGAAGGAGUUCUCUGAUAUCUGGGGUUGUCCUGUUGGCUCCGGCAUGAACCCCGAGCAUAAGUGUCAGGUGUGGUAGUGGUGGUGGUGGAGGUAGCGGCGUUUUUUUUUUUUUUUUUUUUUUUUAUAAAGGAAAAUCUAGCCAUGGGUAACAAAAACGAUUAACCCCUUCAGUACUGGGACGCAUUUCUAGCUUGAGUUUUGGGUAUGAUUAGACGAUUUUAGAAGGGUCUAUGGAGAUCAGUAAAUUAAAUGGCCAGACUCUUCCCUAUUUCAAUCACCACAUAAGUUUCUGAAGGUGUAUAAAAUCGCCAUAUAGUAAGCAGAACGAAUAUGAAAACGUGUCAUGGUAUUGAAGAGGUUAAAUAAAAACUCCCAUGCCAGUCCCCAAGCUGGUCCGAAAGUUGGCCAAAACAAAUGGGAUAUAUGUCUUGAAACUUCCCUCUUACGUAAAUGAGUUCAGGUCACAUGCAGGAAGAUGGAAAUACAGAAGCAGGAAGGGAGUUUGCCAUGAAGGAGUGCUUAAUUUUACUUUCCUCUGUAAUUUCCUUGUUUCGUACAAUCCUCCCAUCCUCCCUGUUAUUUCCUUGUAUCCUCUUGUACUUUUCCUCAAUAAACUGUUGAAUUGUUAUUGAAUGGUAAUGAAUGUGACGGAAGUGUGUGGUGUGAUGAUAUAGCAUGGUUAAUGGUGCUAAAAUAGUGGUGUGGUGGUAGUCAUUCAUAGUGAUGAGGAAGAGGUGGGAGACAAACAGGUGUGUGCUACUGGUAGUGUGUGGUGAAGGAAGUGUAAUGGUGGUGAGAAUUAAGAGAUGGUGAUCUAUGGUGGCGAAAAAAAAAAAGAUGGUGAUAAAUACAAUUUGAAAUUCUCUCUCUCUCUCUCUCUCUCUCUCUCUCUCUCUCUCUCUCUCUCUCUCUCUCUCAAUGCAUAAAACGACGUGUUAAUAAAAUGCAUGGUCUUACAUCCAAUAUCGUUUCUUUUUGUAAUAUAUAAUAUAUUGUUAUCAUAUACAAACAAAACUUUCUCUUUCUUUAUAUCAUCAGCAAAGGUCAAAAUACAUAUACAUUGGUGUCCUUCCUUCUCUAUGCUUAUAAGACACAUGCAUACAUACAUAUAUACACACAUACAUAUGCACACACACACACACACACACACACACACACACACACACACACACACACACACAGAACCUAUGUAUGUACAAACUCAAAUACGUACACACAAAAACGCACAGAGUGUAUAUAGGUAAGGUUAUUACGUACGUACAUAGAAUGAUGAUAUAGAGUAAAGCGCGCAAACACACACACACACACACACACACACACACACACACACACACACACACACACACACACACACACACACACACACACACA